UCCAACAUGGCGGUGGCUGAAGAAGCUGAUCCGCCUAACCUUAACCUGAACCUGCCAGUCCACAUCACGGGUAGAGAUGCCCAGAGGAACCCAGAGUUUGUGAAGCUGCUGUCAUCCCUGUCACACAGACUAACACACACUGGGGUCAGCAGGAGUCUACACAAGGAUGUGGAACAGGCAACAGAACAGAUGAGAAGAGAAAAAGCUGCUUGGUUGCAGACAGGCGCCCUCUAUCAUGAGUUGGAGGAACUGCUCCUGGACUAUGACAUCAAGAGACAAGAAGCUGAACUACCUGUUGCUGAAACACAGUUUUACACAGCUUUGCGGGAGUGUUUGACAACUGCAGAGAUCUGUGAGUACUUGGAGUGUAGUCCUGACGGCAGAAGGGAUGUCACCUUACUGGGACUCACAUCACAGCAACUUCACCAGAAUAACCCGCAUAGGAAGGAUCUGAAGUCCUUGCAGAAGAAGCUGGUGCCCAUGAUAGAAGAGAGGCUGAAGAAGAAGUGCACAGCAGUCUUCAGUUUCCAUGAAUCUUCCAGUAAUCUUUCCAAUGAUGGAGGUGAGCUGGUUUUCGCCAAGGCGUCCCAGCUUCCCCUGGUGCUGGAGAGAGAGAGGCAAGAUCUACAGGAGAAGAGAAGACUACUCCUGCAGGACAGGGCAGCCAGGGACAGGCAGUUCUGGCAGUACUACCAGAUCCUCCUCCAAACGUUGGAAAGUCUGGAGAGAAUUGUGAAACAUCAUCGUCUUAAGUCUCAACUGGACAACAACAACAUCAUCAGCGAAUGGCUCGUCCAACGCUUCGAUGCCAUGGAACUUAAAAUCAAGGUUGUUGAGUCGCAGGUUCUCUGUGAUACAUACACAGCAGACACAGUGGCAGCACUCAAACAAAUCAGGAGACAUCUAGACCCCACUCCUUACGACAGUGAGUACACCCAGAGUGUGCAACAGCUGCAGGCCUACAGAUCUGUAGGGAUGGGCUUUGACAGUCUGGUACAGGAGUAUGGACAACUACAGGAGGCUAUCCAGAACAAACAGUGGGGACUGACGGAGCUACAGAAGACAUGUUAACUAGUCAGAACAAACAGUGGGGACUUACAGAGCUACAGAAGACAUUUUAACUAGUCAGAACAAACAGUGGGGACUUACGGUGCUACAGAAGACAUGUUAACUAGUCAGAACAAACAGUGGGGACUUACGGUGCUACAGAAGACAUGUUAACUAGUCAGAACACUAGCUUGAAAUUAAGUGCACAGUCCCAAAUUUUGGUGCACAAAAUUGCAUGUACAUGUACAAAUGUACAUGCACCAAGUAUUCCAAGCCCUGAGAUGUCAACUAAGAAAGGAUUUGAAUGUGAACUGUAAUGUAACUUCUAUUCUCAAAUCAUUGAUGGAAUUGAGUCAUAUACAGAAUAUCUGCAGUCUCUGUGGUGUU
Messenger RNA from Branchiostoma belcheri (Belcher's lancelet), 1434 nucleotides. RefSeq names its product HAUS augmin-like complex subunit 4. Gene Ontology annotation, cellular component: HAUS complex. The record is from RefSeq and is a predicted model, not a curated record. Gene Ontology annotation, molecular function: microtubule minus-end binding. NCBI's taxonomy places the organism in Eukaryota, Metazoa, Chordata, Leptocardii, Amphioxiformes, Branchiostomatidae. Bases 7 to 1071 code for a protein of 354 amino acids. The transcript has 9 exons. Gene Ontology annotation, biological process: centrosome cycle; spindle assembly.